Molecule: messenger RNA, 3207 nt
Organism: Blumeria graminis f. sp. triticale
Lineage: Eukaryota; Fungi; Ascomycota; Leotiomycetes; Helotiales; Erysiphaceae
Source: the annotation of a GenBank genome assembly
AUGGAUGGAAAUUCUCCCCCUCAUUUGGAGACGCCAGAUGGACCAGAUAAAGAUAACUUAGAACAGAUUAGAAAAAGACGGCUAGAAAAACUUAGUGCGGGUCAAAAGCCUGCACAAGUCACUCACUCAGAAACCUCAUCAUCUACUUCCUCAGAAUCCAAGAACGCAGACAAGCUGAACGUCCAGACUACAAUCAAAGACAUCACUAAGGCACCUGAGAUUCUAUCCUCUCACGACUUCUCGACUACCAAUCAUGCACAGUCCCAAGAACCUAGAACCUCAAAUGUUCGAUCUCUGACAAAAAAACUGGCCUAUGAAGAAACGAUUGAGCAAUACGAAAAUAAAAUUUUAGGACACAUAUUCUGUAUCACACUAGAUCCUGAACUAACCUAUGAUGCCUCUCAUCAUAGGCUCACUAUGUUACCAAAUCUGAGGCGGGAUCUAGAAGAAGAGAAUGACCCAGUUCUGCUCACGCGAGACAGGCUUGAUUCUGCUAUUCUUGAAGCAGCAUCCAAAGUACCAGCCGACAAGUGUAUACUUGACUAUCUACUACCAUGCUUUAAGAGGGUAUCACAGAUUUUGACGACUCUACGGGAUGCCUCUCCCACAAAGCUCGCUAUUUUAAAAGAAGCAGAGCGGCUCUGUAUCAGCUAUUGCAUUUUUGCCAUCGAAGAACCAGAUAUAUUUGGUCGUAAUUGUAACCCAGAGCGUGAUUCUUUGGUUAAGUAUUUAUUACUAGAGCCAUCUGAGGAUACAAGUGCGGAUCCGAUGUUCAUCAUGAAAUUACUCCGAAGAUUUGAUGAAGAUGAUUCAGUUCGAUCUAUAUUGACAAAAACUGCCUCAGACCUCAGCAAGAAACUCUCCAAGCUGACCAUGAAUGACAGUCAUAAGUCUUAUUCUAAUGCUCUAAAAGUACUGUGUCAAGAUAGUAGAAUUGUUACGGCAAUUACACAGCUUCAAUCUUUCUACAUAGCAGAUGAGCCUGCUCCAAGCAUUGAAAAAAAUACCUUCCUUGGACCCUUUUUUCACAUAUCUCCUUUACAGCCUGAGAUCACUCUAGAAUACUUCUCAAAAGCCAAAACUAUGAAUCCUAGAAUGAUAAGCACAGCCCAGGAGACAUUAAGAAUGACAAGUCAGGCGCAUCAAAGAGACCUUCUCGAGAUUAUAAAUUUGUUUGUAAGAGCGAGUGUAUUCUCUAGAAAUAAGACCUUGGAUUGGUUUGCAUACGUCAUAAACUCCAACGAAAAGCGUCGGGCCCUUCGUCCAGACCCUGCCAUACUCUCAACUGACGGGUUUCUACUUAAUGUUACAAGUGUUCUAGACGGGCUUUGCACUCCAUUCAUGGACUCAACCUUUUCUAAAAUUGAUAAGAUCGAUAUCGAUUAUCUCCGGAGAAAUCCUCGCAUUAAUAUUAAAAAAGAAACAAAAUUAAAUGCUGAUCAAGAUGCCUCAGACGAAUUCUAUGAUGUAGUAGUCGAUGGUAACUCAAACUUUAUUUCUGAGAUAUUUUUUCUCACAAUGGCUGCGCACUACUACGGCACUGGAGGGACUAUUGCUGUGCUUAAAUCCUUAGAUAAAGAUAUCGGGUAUCUAGAACAAAAGAUUUCUCAACUAGAACUAGAACGUCCUAAAUUCGCUCAUACACCGCACAACCUAGCUAGAUUCGAAGAACAGCUCAACAAGUUUAGAGACGUUCUGGACAAAUCUUGCUCUUUAAAAUAUGCUUGCGAGGCGGUUCUUUUUGACAGAACUAUGCAGGCAAAAUCACUGAUGUUUAUGAGAUAUGUAACAGUCUGGUUAUUGAGAGUCGCCACCGCCACCGACUAUACACCUGAAAAGCAUAUUACGUUGCCAUUAUCUUCAGAAAUACCAGAUGCUUUUCGGUUUUUACCUGAGUAUACUCUUGAAGAUGUUGUUGGGAGCUUCAUAUUCAUAUUUCGACAUGUCCCGGAUACAGCAAUUUCUGCCAUAGGUGAUGAACUUAUUGUACUAUGUAUUACGUUCCUCGUUAAUUCAGAGUAUAUCAAAAACCCAUACUUGAAAGCCAAGUUGGUGUCAUUGCUAUUUUUUGGAACCUGGCCAGUAUAUCAUCAAAAAAACGGUGUAAUUGGUGAUGCAUUAGCGGGCUCCAAAUUUUCUAACGAAUACUUAUUACAUGCCUUGAUGAAGUUCUACAUCGAUGUUGAAUGCACUGGAGCGCACACACAAUUCUAUGAUAAAUUUAAUAUAAGAUACGAGAUUUUUCAGGUCAUUAAAUGUAUUUGGACCAACAAUAUCUAUCAGCAGCGCUUGAUUCAGGAAAGUAAGACAAACACGGAAUUUUUUCUGAGAUUUGUCAACUUACUUCUCAACGAUGCUACAUACGUGCUGGAUGAGGCCUUGACAAAGUUUCCCAAGAUUCAUGACCUACAACAGGAAUUAAAGACCAAUAAUUUAUUAAGUCCGGAACAGAGAAUUGCUCAAGAAGAAGAGCUCCGCACAGCUGAAUCGCAAGCACAGUCCUAUAUGCAACUAACGAACGAGACAGUCUCUAUGAUGAAGCUUUUCACAAAAUCUCUCAGCGCCUCCUUCACCAUGCCGGAAAUAGUUGACCGAGUUGCGGCAAUGCUAGACUACACGCUUGAUAUUCUCGCUGGCCCUAAAUCUACAAACCUCAAAGUUGAUGACAUGAAAAAAUUCCAAUUUGAGCCUCGAACUUUACUUAGUGAAUUUGUAGAUAUUUUCCUUAACCUUGGGGUUUCCGAAAACUUCAUUAGAGCAGUUGCACAAGAUGGGAGGUCUUACAAGCCAUCCAACUUUGAAGCUGCCUAUCGCAUUCUUACGCGAUACAAUCUCAAGUCCCCAGAAGAAAUAAAUGCGUGGAAGGAGCUAACGUGUCGCUUUGCGCGCGCGAAAGAAGAAGAUGAUCAGGACGAAGAAGACCUGGGACAAAUUCCUGACGAAUUUUUAGAUCCAUUAUUGGCGAGUUUAAUGCACGAUCCUGUCCUUUUACCCAAAAGUCAACAAAUCAUUGACCGAAGCACGAUUCGUAGCCAUCUAUUAAGCGAUCCUAAUGAUCCAUUUAACCGUCAACCACUACGGAUUGAGGAGGUUAUCGAGCUCCCUGAAAUGAAAAACAAAAUUCUCGCAUGGAAGCAAGAGGCCAAGGCUCACGCGAAGGCAUUUCGGCAAGGUGCUAUAGAUAAAAUGGAUACUAGUGACGGGUAG